Messenger RNA from Neogale vison (American mink), 2368 nucleotides. RefSeq names its product potassium calcium-activated channel subfamily N member 1 (gene KCNN1). The transcript has 10 exons. Gene Ontology annotation, cellular component: neuron projection; plasma membrane; neuronal cell body. The record is from RefSeq and is a predicted model, not a curated record. Gene Ontology annotation, biological process: potassium ion transmembrane transport. Gene Ontology annotation, molecular function: calmodulin binding; small conductance calcium-activated potassium channel activity. Bases 38 to 1492 code for a protein of 484 amino acids. Lineage: Eukaryota; Metazoa; Chordata; Mammalia; Carnivora; Mustelidae.
GGCCUACAGCGAGCCCAACCCCGGCGCCCACAUAGUCAUGAACAGCCACAGCCACAGCCACAAUGGCUGCGGGGGGCGGCCGCUGGGCAGUGGGCUGGGUGCCCAGGGCAGAGAUCCUUCGGAGCCCGAGGCUGGCCACCCCCCCCAGCCCCCACAUGGCCCGAGCCUCCAGGUGGUGGUGGCCAAGAGCGAGCCAGCCCGGCCCUCACCCGGCAGUCCCCGGGGGCAGCCCCAGGACCAGGAAGAGGAGGAAGACGAUGAAGAGGAUGAGGCAGGCAGGAGGAGGGACUCCGGGAAGACCCCGAACGUGGGCCACCGCCUGGGCCACCGGCGGGCACUCUUUGAGAAGCGGAAGCGCCUCAGCGACUACGCCCUCAUCUUCGGCAUGUUCGGCAUUGUUGUGAUGGUGACGGAGACGGAGCUGUCCUGGGGGGUCUACACCAAGGAGUCCCUGUACUCAUUUGCACUCAAAUGCCUCAUCAGCCUCUCUACCGUCAUCCUGCUGGGCCUGGUCGUCCUGUACCACGCCCGGGAGAUCCAGCUGUUCAUGGUGGACAAUGGGGCGGACGACUGGCGCAUCGCCAUGACGUGCGAGCGCGUCUUCCUCAUCUCCCUGGAGCUGGCCGUGUGCGCCAUCCACCCGGUGCCCGGCCACUACCGCUUCACGUGGACCGCGCGGCUGGCCUUCACGUACGCGCCGUCGGCGGCCGAGGCCGAUGUGGACGUGCUACUGUCUGUGCCCAUGUUCCUGCGCCUCUACCUGCUGGGCCGCGUCAUGCUGCUGCACAGCAAGAUAUUCACAGACGCUUCCAGCCGCAGCAUCGGCGCGCUCAACAAGAUCACCUUCAACACACGCUUCGUCAUGAAGACUCUCAUGACCAUCUGCCCGGGCACCGUGCUGCUCGUCUUCAGCAUCUCCUCCUGGAUCAUCGCUGCCUGGACCGUGCGUGUUUGUGAGAGGGAAAACAUGUACCAUGACAAGCAGGAAGUGACCAGCAACUUUCUGGGGGCCAUGUGGCUCAUCUCCAUCACCUUCCUCUCCAUCGGCUAUGGUGACAUGGUGCCUCACACCUACUGCGGGAAGGGCGUGUGCCUGCUCACUGGCAUCAUGGGGGCUGGCUGCACAGCGCUCGUGGUGGCCGUGGUGGCCCGGAAACUGGAGCUCACCAAGGCAGAGAAACACGUGCACAACUUCAUGAUGGACACUCAGCUCACCAAGCGGGUAAAAAAUGCCGCUGCUAACGUUCUCAGGGAGACGUGGCUCAUCUACAAACACACCAGGCUGGUGAAGAAGCCAGACCAAGCCCGGGUUCGGAAACACCAGCGUAAGUUCCUCCAAGCCAUCCAUCAAGCUCAGAAGCUCCGGAGCGUGAAGAUUGAGCAGGGGAAGCUGAAUGACCAGGCCAACACUCUCGCGGACCUGGCUAAGGCAGAUCUACAUACAGCCUCCAAAACUGAAGAGAAAAACAAAAUUCUUUCGCGAUGGAUAUAAAUUCAGAUUCUAGAAUCAGCAGAAAGCUCAUUUAUGCAGCAAUUCAGCCUCCCUCGGGAGAUUAACGUUGGUGGCCAGAGCUCUCUAAGACCCGUUUGUGUUACACAUGAAUCUCUCUGCUGGUUUUAUUAUCAAGCCCGACUCCAUUUCCCACUUUUUAUUCAUCCUCCAGAAGAUGGGACGUUUGACCCAACUUCUGUCAGGCAGGCUCUUAGCAUACGCGCCCCACUGUCCUAAACUCCCUUCUGAGCAGUGGCCUACCUUCCACGAGUGGUUCACGCGUGAACUCUGCUCACCGGCUCCCUCCCCCUUAUUCAGCUAAUUAGGCUGAGGUUCAUUUAAUAUUAUCUCUGGGAAGAUGUUAAGUCCUAUUCUCCUUCUUAUACCCAGAGCGUUUUGGACUCAUUCUCUUCAACAUUAUCAAGAGAAAUGCAGUAUAAUAUUAACCUACAUAAAUUUAAUUUGGAAAGAAACAUUAUAGAGGGGGGAAAAAAAACCCAUAUUGUGGAUCCCUGAAGAAAUCACUCAGUUGGUAGUAGAAAGAACAUAAUCCUGAGAGCAGACAGAAACCCUCGCCAAACUAAUUUGAUGUCAUAUAAGAUUAGAGCUAGAAAUACAUAGGAAAUGCCUUUGAAUAACGCAGGUACUGGUUAUUAUCAUUUGGAUUAUCCAUAUCGCUCUUUCUUCCAUUAGUACAGAUGAUUGAAGUUUGAAUUUUUCAGUUAUUUAAACCUCGCUAUCAACGGCAGUACGUCCCUCUCAGAAUACAUUUAACAAAGCCUGCUUUGAAGUAAGGCUUUAAUUGGAUAGGAUGGUAGGGGUUCCUAAUGUUUAAAAUUUAACAAGGUUAAAAUGUCGUCCAGUAUUAAAACUUUA